AUGAACAAGAAAGACAAUACUUUCAACACCCAGCCCUGCAAUCAACACGCGUCGGUCUUCUUCCGUCUCCCCUGCGAAAUCCGCGACAUCAUCUAUCGAGAAAUCUUCGUCUUCCCCGUAACCGUCCACCUCGCCUACGUGGGGAGGACCAGAAACCGCAAAUUCCGUAGCUUUCUCUGUCAGUUAUCCGAAGAGGAGCAGCCCGAGAAGCGCCCGCAACUUCUCUGCCCACGAUGUCGAGUCAAUCACCACCGCUGCUCACCGCGGAAGGGCAGGUCUGAUGAUGUUGAGGAGCGCCCCUCGUCGGAGACUCAAACCCAAGCUAGGGUUCUGGCGUUACUGCGGAGCUGUAAAAGAAUAUACGACGAGACGGUCGACAUGCUCUACCGCGAAAACACAUUCUACAUUGAGAAUCCGCGCACCCUGCUGGAACUCCCGUCGUCUUUAUCCCCGGCGCGACUCAGUUCAUUCCGGCGUCUGUAUCUUGAAUCGGCCCGGUAUGGUGAGUAUACCCCCGCUGACCGCUUGGAUAAAUGGGCAGCGGUCGUUGGUGUGCUGAAACAGCUGGGUGGACUCGAAACCCUUGUCGUUAUUCUGCGGCCGAUGUACGGGCUGGAAUGGGAGGUUGAGGGCCUGAUGAAGCCACUUGAGGCGGCUGAGCUUCCGGUGUUGAGAGUAGUGAGAGAUCCCAUGGUGUACAUGGCUCUUGAUAGUUCGGCGCCUCGUUGUAAUCUUCAUGCGUUGAACCAGAGGAUUCCGCAUUAG
This is a messenger RNA of Aspergillus lentulus, 765 nucleotides long. RefSeq lists its product as uncharacterized. Lineage: Eukaryota; Fungi; Ascomycota; Eurotiomycetes; Eurotiales; Aspergillaceae. The record is from RefSeq and is a predicted model, not a curated record.